This is a messenger RNA of Linum trigynum, 1098 nucleotides long. NCBI's taxonomy places the organism in Eukaryota, Viridiplantae, Streptophyta, Magnoliopsida, Malpighiales, Linaceae. The record is from the annotation of a GenBank genome assembly.
CAACUGGUUCGACGAUGAGCUCUUCAAGGCUCUCGGACCUGUCAUGGGCGGAACUGCGGGAACAGGCCCGCCGCAUCGGACGUCGUUGGAUCCCCGAGGAGCUACCGAUCGCACAAGAGGAAGUGAUGCCCAAGGAGACUGACAGAGAACUACCUCUGCAGCUCUCGAACCUGUCGUGGGCAGAGCUGCGUGAACGGGCUCGGCGCAUCGGCCGUCGUUGGAGCUCCGAGGAGCUGCCGACCGGGUGUGCUUCCACAGGAGAAGAGCAACCGCUGGUUGUGCAAGUUGACUCACACGGUGACAUUGAGAGGCGAGCAGAGCAACCGGACAUGAAGGAGGUUUUGGCCAUCGAGCCGCCAGCCACGGAAGAGCUUCCAAAUGUCACCAACAAACAGCAGCAGCUUCCGACAACAUUAGUCACCAUGACUGCGACUUCAUCAUCAACAUCACUUGCAGCGAUUGAACAACCAUCCAAGGCUACCGAGGCUACUGUUGCGAUCGUGAGUGAGGAAGAAGGUGAGAGGACCAACGCCUCUAAGGAAGAAACCCGAACUAAGGGGCCGGAGAGGAGGUCAGUCACGGCCCGAGUGGCGAACUGGCGGUACCAGAAGAAGGGGAGCACGAGAGUCCAUCUCCUGGCGAACGGCGGCACCACGGAGAAGGCAGCGCAGGUGUUGAGCGGGGCGGCUCCGUCAUCGCCUGCCAUCCGCCUAACGGUUCGCUCGUGGCCGGGAAAAGGAUCAAGGAAGAAGAUCGAGUCGCCAGAGAAGGAGCCGAAGAUGAGGUCGGCGUCGGGAUGGUCCUCAAAACGUCGGGUCGCGCUGGUCGCCGCCGGGGACAUCGAAGAAGGAGACGAGGAAGAAGGCGAAGGAGGUUGGUGGCGGCGGGGAUUUCAUGGGUUUCGCCAAACCUUGGUCGCCUAGGGUUGAACGAACGGAUCGGCUAGGGGGAGCUGGAUCGGGCCGAGCAAGUUGGGUAAUGGGUCUGGAAAUCAUUGGUUUCGUUGGGAUUGAUCAGUCAACCCGGGCCGAGGGAGGAUUAGCAUGUGGGCCAAGUCAGAGAGAGCCCAACCAUUGUCAAGAAACAAAUUUGUCAAGU